Molecule: messenger RNA, 231 nt
Organism: Lottia gigantea (owl limpet)
Lineage: Eukaryota; Metazoa; Mollusca; Gastropoda; Lottiidae
Exons: 1
Molecular function (GO): protein dimerization activity
Source: RefSeq, a predicted model, not a curated record
AAAGAAAGCAAAGUGAUACGUCUUGGAGUUAAUUCACGUGAGAGAAGACGAAUGCAUGAUUUAAAUGACGCUUUAGAUGAAUUACGAUCAGUUAUUCCCUACGCCCAUUCUCCAUCGGUGAGAAAACUCUCAAAAAUAGCCACUAUGUUACUAGCUAAGAAUUAUAUUUUAAUGCAGGCCAACGCUUUGGAAGAGAUGAGAAGAAUAAUUAACUAUUUAAACCAAACUCAG